Molecule: messenger RNA, 3101 nt
Organism: Venturia canescens
Lineage: Eukaryota; Metazoa; Arthropoda; Insecta; Hymenoptera; Ichneumonidae
Product: gonadotropin-releasing hormone II receptor-like
Exons: 9
Coding region: 174-1487 (437 amino acids)
Biological process (GO): G protein-coupled receptor signaling pathway; cellular response to hormone stimulus
Cellular component (GO): plasma membrane
Molecular function (GO): G protein-coupled receptor activity; peptide binding
Source: RefSeq, a predicted model, not a curated record
GUAUUCACAGAAAUCAAGAAUUUGACAAUGUCGAAUGAAGAACAAUUUUCCGUGUAUUCCGUUCAACAGUUGCAGAGAUUUCGGAGUGUAAAUAUGAACUCGAAGUGAAUUUACGUCCGUUAAUAACUCUUGAAUUGUUGUGCUAACACGCAGAAUUCGGGGGGUUAGGCAUAAUGGACAAUUAUGAAGGAAUAACAUUGAACAACACUAUCGACGAUAAUGAUAUGGUGAACGCAACUCUUCCACCCGAAAUGGUGUUCACCGGCCAGUCCUUGACUGUCGUAAUCGUCUACUGCUUGUGCUUUUUGGUUUCCGCAAUCGGUAAUCUCACCGUCUUCGUCACACUUUCACGCGGUAGAUAUAGAAAAUCGAGGAUAUCCUUGAUGAUUUGUCACUUGUCGGCGGCAGAUCUCCUCGUGACAUUCGUCAUGAUACCGGUCGAGGUAGGUUGGCGACUAACAGUCCAGUGGAUCGCUGGGAAUGUCGCUUGUAAAGCUUUUGCAUUUUUACGAGCUUUCGGCCUUUACCUAUCGAGUAACAUACUCGUUUGUGUCUCCCUCGACAGGUAUUUUGCCGUUCUCCAUCCACUCAGAGUCAACGACGCUCGACGUCGUGGAAAAAUAAUGUUAAUACUUGCAUGGAUCUGCAGCACCGCUUACGCAGUGCCUCAGUGUUUCAUAUUUCACGUUUUGCCACAUCCAAAAUAUCCGGACUACAAGCAGUGUGUCACUUUCGAUUCGGGGGUCGACGAGGCUUCCUACAUGAUAUUUUGUGUUCUCGUAAUGUACUUCGUACCACUUGUUAUAAUGUGCUGGGCAUACACAAAAAUUUUAUGCGAAAUACACAGCCGGAGCCGAGAAACCAGCGACCAGAUCAUUACGAGAUCGGGAAGCAAUGGAACUCUGCGGAGUAGCGCCACGAGCUCCGGAGGCAGCAGAAUGAGACUGAGGAGGUCAGACAUGAGCAGCAUCGAGAGAGCAAGAAGUCGCACUCUCAGAAUGACGAUAACUAUCGUCGCUGUUUUCAUUAUAUGUUGGACGCCUUACGUAGCGAUGCUUUUGUGGUAUAUGAUGGAUCGUGACAGUGCCGAAAAAGUCGAUCAGAGAUUGCAGGAUGCACUUUUCAUCAUGGCGGUUGGCAAUUCCUGUGCAAAUCCUCUUGUUUAUGGAAGCUACGCUGUAAAUCUUCGGGAAGAGUGCUGCCGAUGUUUUUUACCUUACAACAACAACCCUGAUCGAUCUCAAACCGAGGUCAGGCUCGUCAAACGAAAUACUGGAUCACAUGGACGCUCGAAAAGCAUCGAGAACUCAACGAUCGUUCCGCCACCAAGUAUUUCAAGUACCAUCAGGCCAUCGGAUUCAUCAUCAAUAAAUUCACCGAAAUUUUCAAAAAUCGGAAUGAACUCCAAGGAGACUAAAAAAGUACAGACAAUAACAAAUCAAAGUUUCCUUCGGUCGAACGCCGCGUCGUUCUCCAUCGUUCGAUAAAAGAAGUCAAAGUCUCGCCGAGGUGGAGAGGAAUCUUCGCAAUCUUUCGAUAAACAAACAUUUUUCUAUAGCGACCUCCUCUUUUUUGGGUGCAAAACAAAAGCAUUCUCUCGACAUCUCUACCAACGAGGGAACCCUCCAUAUUUUUCCAUUCCGUGGUCGUCAGGCAGGAAUCACCGAGUGAAAGCAGAUCGCUCGUAAUCGCGAGUGUGUGCUCAACACUUAACGCAUUAACCCUUGCCCGAGUUCUUACUAUUUCUUACAUUUUAUUGGCACUACGUUUUUCGUCAUUUCGUCUUGAGACAACGGCGGGUCAAUUUCCAUCCUGUUCGUCUCGUUGAAUUUCGCAAAUGAUUUUUUCAUGUUUUCCAAAAUCAAGAUUUCUGACUUUCCGCAAUUGAAUCACCAGCAUAAAUAACGAAUCGAAUGUUUAUUCGUUUCUCGAACUGCGUUGAAAUAUAAUGAGACGAAAAAAAGAAGAAAAAUUCAAAGAUAAGAAAAACAAAAUGGAAAUCAAGAAAAUCAAGAAAACAAAAAUCUGCUUGCGAAAUUCUUGUCUCAGUAUUCAUUCGAUAAUUCAGUAAUAAUUGUAAAUCAAAUACAUCGAAGAAAACUGUAAUUCCAUGUAACUCAUUGUACAUGUGACGUCGGCGUUAAUCUGUUCUCACGAAAGUAAGAUCGUAUCAGCCAUCCGGAUUCAAAUAUUUAUUAAUAAAUAAUUGAAUCGAGGAGCACUAUUUUCUUGACAAUUGUAAAUAAUCUAUUCUAAUCUGCGUGUAACAAUUCGAUAUUAUUUUAUAAUCGUAUCAGCGCUAAAACUGGCAUAAAUCACAAUAAAGACGAAAUUAGAUUGUGGCAAUGUCGAAGAAAUUCGAUAGCAUGAAUAAGCGAGUGGUUGAACGAAAAACAAAACUUACGAACAUGCGAGAGUGUCAGGCUGCUGCUUUUUUUUGUACCGCAACUGUGAAUAGUCGAAAAGAAAGCGAUUCUGAAAUAAUAAUAAUAAUAAUAAUAAUAACGUUAACAACAAUGAGAAUAAAAAAAAAAAUCAUGAAACAAAGCAUCUUUGCUUUGUCAUUCCGUAGUGACUUUACACAAAUUGAUGGACAGUUCUUCAGGAAUAGUAAGUAUCAACGAGAUUACACUUGGCAUAAUCGUCGCGUUAAUAACUCCUUUUGACCACCAAAUCCAACGGCUUCGACUCUCACUUUCUCCGCAAGGUGAGAGAGAAUAAACAUUCUCCGUUAUACGUUCCAACGUCACUGAUAUCAGACUAUAUGGAAAGGUUCCGAUUCAACCGACCGGUUUUCUUCAUAGAAAGUCAACGUCCAAUAUUCGUCUUUUUUGUCCGGCGCUUUUUUCACUAGACUCUCAAUAAUAUCCAAAAUAAAAAUUCGUCUGGAAAAUAAGCAGCGAAUGAGUUUUUGAAAAACAAAAAAUAUGAUCGUAAAACCGAACUCGUCGACGGUCUGAAACAAAAAAUUAUAUUGGACUUUUUUACUAAUUUUUUUUUACUAAUCACGUAAGUGAAAUCGUUAUUUUGUCGAAUCUUUCGAAUUUUCUCUCGCAAAUGUUUCUUUUUCAAUCACACAAAUAAAGCAAACUUUUCAAAAA